UUGUAGGUAGUACAAGAACUGAAAAAUAAUUUUUGGUUGCCAGUAUACCUGUAGUCGUUGCACUGAUCAGUCGAUAGUUUUGUGAUAAAUUAUUUCUCAAGUGAAUUAAAUUAUUAACCAUGGGACGUGAUUCUAGAAAGGUUUCAAGAGAACUUCGGAGUUCUGAAAAAAUUAAUAAGUCGCGUUCAGUCAAAAGAAAGAAUGUUUUUAAUCCGAAAACAGCCGAACGUGAUGAAAGUAUUCAGAGUACAUCUUCUAAAAAAUUAAAACAAAACACUGAAGAUGAUGUACCUGAAGACAGCAGUACUGAAUUUCGAAUAAUAAAUUUUAUUCAGGUAUUCACUGCAAUUUCUGCUCUUAUAAAAUGUAAAAAAUGUGAUGGAAAUGUAGUGUUUCAAACAGCAAGUACACGUGGGCUGGGAUUCAAAAUUGUAGUUGCAUGUAAUAACUGUGGAAAUGAAUAUAUUCCUUCCUGUUCUUUCGUUGGGCAUUCUUAUGAAAUAAACAGACGUUUCAUUUUUGUAAUGAGAAUACUAGGAAUAGGAUACGAAGGAUUGUGCAAGUUUUGCGGCCUGAUGGACAUGCCGUCUUUUUUAGAUAAAUCUACGCAUACAAUUUUACUGAAACAGAUUUUGAAUUGUAGUAAAGCCGUCGCAGAAACCUUCAUGACGAAAGCUGUGAAUGAAGAAAAGCAAGCAAUGCCAACAACUGAAAAUGAAGAUAUAAAUCAUCUAACUGUAUCGGGAGAUGGAACCUGGCAAAAACGGGGAUAUACAUCGUCAUUUGGAGUUUCUUCUAUAAUUGGCUAUUUUACUGGAAAGAUUCUUGACAUAAACAUUAAAAGUGCAUAUUGUAAGCUAUGUGAGUAUUGGAAAAAAAAAACAAAUACUGUUGAGUUCGAGGAAUGGUAUCAAUCGCAUGAAGAUGUGUGUUCUGCUAAUCAUCAAGGGUCUUCUGGGAAAAUGGAGGUGGAUGCGAUGGUCGAAAUGUUUUCGUAUUCUGAAACUAAAUAUGGAGUUAAGUAUGCCAACUAUAUUGGUGAUGGUGACUCCAAGACCUAUUCAGGAAUUAUAAAAUCAGAUCCUUACGAAAAUACAACUGUAAAUAAAAAGGAAUGUAUAGGGCAUGUCCAAAAGCGGAUGGGGAGUCGAUUACGUACGCUGAAGAGUAAACAAAAAGGUCUUGGUGGUCGAGGUAAGCUCACAGGAAAAUUAAUAGACAAACUAACUGUGUACUAUGGUUUAGCAAUACGCCGGCAUUGUGAUUCUAUUGAAAAUAUGAAAUCUGCUAUAAUGGCAACCUUUUAUCACUACGGCUCGAGUGAUGAAAAACCGAAUCAUGAUAUGUGUCCAAAAGGCGAAGAAUCUUGGUGCUCUUACCAGCGCGCUGAAGCAAGAGGAGAGCUUGAUACCUUUUCUCACGAUUAUUCUCCUUUACCUUCUGAUGUUUUAAAAGCUAUCAAGCCUAUAUACGAAGAUCUUAGUAAUGAAAAUUUACUUUCAAGAUGUGUAGGUGGAUUCAAUCAGAAUAAUAAUGAAAGCUUUAACCAACUAGUAUGGAAAAUAUGCCCAAAAACGUCUUGAUGAAUACACUAGGACUUAAUUGUGGGCCUAAUUCUCAUCGGUAUGCAGAAAGAAUGGAUGCUGCACGUAUCAAAGUAGCAGAUAAGCGCGCUAAUGAUAACACCCGAGAAGGUCGAUUGCAACGUAGGCACCAGCAAAUCGAUAUUUUGGAAGCUGCUAUGUCGGCUGAAGAGCUAUUAUAUGGUCCAGGAAUAGAUGACUCAGUAUGAAUCUCCAAGGACUUAUGAUGAUCACCGCAAAGGACUUCGGGAGGAACGGGCUCUACAAAAACAGCGAUAACUUUUUGAAUUAUUAAUUUUUUUUUUUGAAAUUUUCGUGAAGUCAAAUCGAAACGUGUUCUAAUAAAGCUAUGUUUUUAUUUUUGUCAAAUAAAGUAAUUAACUACAAAAAAAAAAUUAUUGAAAAUCA
Microplitis mediator is the source of this 1991-nucleotide messenger RNA. RefSeq lists its product as uncharacterized. The record is from RefSeq and is a predicted model, not a curated record. The transcript is spliced from 3 exons. The coding region runs from base 120 to 1583 and encodes 487 amino acids. NCBI's taxonomy places the organism in Eukaryota, Metazoa, Arthropoda, Insecta, Hymenoptera, Braconidae.